Molecule: messenger RNA, 1461 nt
Organism: Copidosoma floridanum
Lineage: Eukaryota; Metazoa; Arthropoda; Insecta; Hymenoptera; Encyrtidae
Product: cyclin-dependent kinase 2
Biological process (GO): G1/S transition of mitotic cell cycle; regulation of gene expression; protein phosphorylation
Cellular component (GO): cytoplasm; nucleus; cyclin-dependent protein kinase holoenzyme complex
Molecular function (GO): cyclin-dependent protein serine/threonine kinase activity; cyclin binding; ATP binding
Source: RefSeq, a predicted model, not a curated record
GUCAGCAAAGCCAAUCAGCUCGUUCCUAAAUCUGAUAAGGUAGCACAGAAAGUAGUAAUACCACAACGAUACACCUUAGCCAUCCACGGCAGCUGAUUUUCUUUUCUCUCUCUUGAGGUAAGUUUGAGCUGAAAAUAGUUGACCAGGAUGAUGGACAAUUAUUUUAAACUGGAGAAGAUCGGUCAGGGUACGUAUGGAGUCGUCUACAAGGCCAAGGACAAACUUACGGGCAAGGUCGUCGCCCUCAAAAAAAUUCGUCUGGAUACCGAGAGCGAAGGCGUACCACCCACAGCGAUUCGAGAAAUUUCAUUGCUGAAAGAACUAGCACAUCCAAAUAUAAUACAGCUGUUCGAUGUCGUUCAAGGAGAUAAUCACUUGUACUUGGUUUUCGAAUUCUUACAGCAGGAUCUCAAAAAGCUGCUGGAUUCUGUGAAAUUCGGACUCAAUCUUGAAUUAGUAAAAAGUUACCUGUGGCAGUUAUUGAAAGCAAUAGCGUUUUGUCAUGUUCAUCGUGUAUUGCACAGAGAUCUCAAACCUCCGAAUAUCCUGAUUGAUCAUAAAGGUUAUUUAAAAUUAGCAGAUUUUGGACUGGCCAGAUCUUUUGGAAUCCCUGUACGGACAUUCUCUCACGAAGUUGUCACUCUAUGGUACAGACCACCCGAAAUUCUUUUAGGCACAAAAAUGUAUUCUGCUUCUGUUGAUAUUUGGAGUAUUGGGUGCAUUUUUGCAGAAAUGGCAACAAAACGAGCUUUAUUUCCCGGUGACUCAGAAAUAGACCAGCUUUUUAGGAUAUUCCGUACUUUAGGUACACCAGAUGAAACAAGUUGGCCUGGAGUUACUCAACUUGAAGAUUAUAAAUCAAUGUUUCCUCGCUGGCAAGCAUGUGAUUUAGAGGAGAUCGUACCAAUAUUUGAUGACCAAGCCAAAGAUUUGUUGAUGAAAUUACUGACGUACAAUCCACUAGUAAGAAUCACGGCAAAAGAAGCAUUAACUCACCCUUACUUUGCGGGUGUGACGUUAGUUGCUCCACCGCCGCUACUGAAGAAAGACUGAGAUAUACACCCAACGUUCAGCACGAAAAACAGACAAAGUGAAGUGUAAAAAUUUACCAAAUCUAAUUAAUAAAGGCUAUGACAGAGAUGUGCAGGCUUUGUACAAUUUCGAGGUUGAUCUGCAUGGACAACGUUUUCUUUACGUCAUCCGUAAAGUUUUUUGACAAUAGUUUUGGACUGAUCUUUGUACAAGAUUUCAGUGAUUAAAAGACUAUGGUGUUCAACGUUAUUUAUUUAUAUUUUUAAAAUAAAUAAAUAAAAAACCAGUGUGCCUGUAAUUAUAUUUCCGUACUAGAAGUGAAAUAUUUAUUUGAACAGAUUUUUGGAAAUUUGUACAAUUUUUUUCUAAAACAGUAUGUAAUUGCAAGAAUAUAUUUAACUAUAAAUAAACAUUUGCAAUGAACUUGAA